AUUUGUGCCCUUAUGGAUGUCCACUACCUGGUGCAAUACCCUUCUCCAGAUGUCAAUUUAUUGGCAUCUAUUGACCAAUCUCUUUUGACCUUUCAUCUAAAGAAAGAUGUCAUCAUGAUGUUGGGCGCACGGACUAGUACAAAGAAGGCAAUUGACAAUUGGUAUAUACCUAAGCUAGAGCUAAUGCAGAGCAUCACCGUCAGC
Messenger RNA from Suillus clintonianus, 204 nucleotides. RefSeq lists its product as uncharacterized. The record is from RefSeq and is a predicted model, not a curated record. NCBI's taxonomy places the organism in Eukaryota, Fungi, Basidiomycota, Agaricomycetes, Boletales, Suillaceae. The transcript has a single exon. The annotation marks the transcript as partial.